AUGAAAUCUGAUGCUUUAAGUGGUUUUACUAAGUGUAAAGUAUUAGUUGAGAACCAAGUAAAUUUGACUGUGAAGAAGCUUAAAAGUGACAAUGGAACGGAGUAUAUAACUAAGGAGUUUGAAGACUACCUGAUGAAGUUUCAAAAGGAUACAGCACAGUUGAAUAUUAAAAACAUGAAGUUAUUCAUUAGCAGAGAUGUGGUGUUUGAUGAAGACAAGUUGUGGAAUUGGGAAUCUAAGUUGGUUGAAAGGUCAGAUAACUAUAUUUCUAAAGCAAAUCAGUUGCUAGAGAAGGAUUUUGAGCUGAAUUCAGAUGAUGUGGAUGAAAUACCAAUGAGAGGAACAAGAAGUCUAUCAAAUGUUUAUGCUAGAUGUCAUUUAGCAAUCUCAAAACCUAGCUCAUAUGCUGAAGUUGCUUUUGAUGAGCAUUGGAAACAGGCAAUGGAAGUUGAAAUGAAGAUGAUAUGGAAUAACAAGACUUGGGUGCUAGUGGAUAAAUUAAAAGAUCACAAUGUCAUAGGUGUCAAAUGGAUUUUCAGAACUAAAUUGAAUCUGGAUGGAUCAGUCAAUAAGUACAAAACCAGAUUAGUAGUUAAGGGAUUUGCUUAG
Messenger RNA from Theobroma cacao (cacao), 609 nucleotides. Lineage: Eukaryota; Viridiplantae; Streptophyta; Magnoliopsida; Malvales; Malvaceae. The record is from RefSeq and is a predicted model, not a curated record.